Pipra filicauda (Wire-tailed manakin) is the source of this 10828-nucleotide messenger RNA. Its product is annotated as IgGFc-binding protein-like. NCBI's taxonomy places the organism in Eukaryota, Metazoa, Chordata, Aves, Passeriformes, Pipridae. Gene Ontology annotation, molecular function: protein binding. The transcript has 21 exons. Bases 1838 to 10702 code for a protein of 2954 amino acids. The record is from RefSeq and is a predicted model, not a curated record.
CAGACGCCACUGGAUGAGGAGGUCGUCGGGGGCGGGGCCUACGGAGGCGGGGCCUGCGGGGGCGGAGCUGAGCGGAGGUUCCGCCCCCUCUGGCCCACGGGGGCGGGGCCUGAGCAGGACCUGGCUGGGGGGGGGAAGGGCAGGUUGGGACCCUUCAAAUACCGACCCCCCCCAUCGCCCUCCCCGCGAGGGGUUUGGGGACCCCGGGGGCAUUUGAGGGGUUGUGAGGUCGGGGGGAAGUACUUGGGGUCGGGGGGGGGCAGUUGGGCGUCCCCAAGGGGCUCUUGGGAGGGCAGAGCAGGGAACUGAGGGGGAUCCUGGGAGGUCCGGGAGUCGCUUGGCGGCUGCGCCGCUCCCCCACCUCCUUCGCACCAGUCGCUCCGCUCGCUGCUCCAGGCCGAGUCCCUGGGGGGAAGCCGUGGAGGGUGACGCGGGAACCCCCAAAAUUCCCCCCUGGACCCCCCAAAAUCCCCCCCGGUCCCCGGGGUCCCCUCAGCCCUCACCCGCUCCAUGGCCCGCGCUCCGCCAGGCCCCUCCCCAACGGCCCCUUCUCGGGCGCUGAUUGGUUGCAAGAGAUGACGGGCGGGCGCUGCGGGCAAUGGGAGGCCGGAGAAGGGAAAGGGGGGGAGGCGGGAGAGGUUUGGGGGGUCCCUGAGGGGGUUUGGGGCUCCCAGAGAGGAUUUAGGGGGCUCCCGAGGGGCUUUGAGGCUCCCAGAGAGUAUCUGGGGGGCUCCUGAGGGCAUUUGGGGCUCCCAGAGAGGAUUUGGGGGGGUCCCUAAGCGGCUUUGGGACUCCCAGAGAGGAUUUGGGGGUCUCCUGAGGGCGUUUGGGGCUCCCACAGAGGAUUUGGGGGUCCCUGAGCGGCUUUGGGGCUCCCACUGAGGAUUUGUGCCUCUCAACCUCCCCCAGUCCCCAACAGGGACCCCCCAAAUCUCCUCUAGAAACCCCAAACCCUCCCAAGGACCCCCAAAACCUCCGUGCCCGGUUCCCCUUGGACCCCCAGACCCCUCCAGGGGAACCGUAAAACUCUCCCAGAGACUCCAGGGACCUUGUGGGUUUGGGGUUCCCGGAGAAGAUUUGGGGGGUCCAGGGGGCCUAGGGGUUCCUCGGGGUCUCUGGGGGGUCUCUGGGUGGUUUGGGUUUCCCUGACUGGUUUUGGGGGUCUCUGUGUGGCUUUGGGGUUUCUGGAGGGGUUUGAGGGGUCCAGAGGGUGAGGGCUUCCGGGGGGAAUUUGGGGGGUCCCCGAGUGGUUUUUGGGGUCCCAGUGGGGUUCGGGGAUUCCCCAUUUUUCCGUCUCCAUUUUAAGGAGAAACACUUUUAAUUGCCUGAUUUCCCUCCCGGCUCCAGAUGGUUUUUCUCAGUCCUGCCCAGGGUUUGGGCCAGAAUUUCCCGUUCCCUGGAAAUCCCCGCUGGGACUCGGGUCGUUCAUUUUGGGUAAAAAACAACCAUAUUUGGGUCCGUCCCUCCCCCCGGGGUCACAGGGGCAGAGGACUCUGGGGGGGCAGCGAUUCUGGGAAUUCGGGGGGUCUGUGAGGAUCCCUGGAGGUCUCAAGACAUCCCUGGGGGUCCCACACCUGUCCCAACAUCCCUGAGGGUCCCACACCUGUCGUGACAUCCCUGGGAGUCCUACUCCCCUCUCGACAUCUCCUCAGUGACAGGAUCCAGCUGCCACUUCCCAAAUUCUCUGGAACUCCGGGGUCAAUCCCCCUUGGCUCCCCCCAUUCACGAAAUUCUGCCGAAUCAGCCAAAAUCUGCAGGUUUUGGCCCAAACCCCCAGGUUUUGGCCCAAAUCCGCCUCUGGAAGCGGCUCCAGUUGAGACCCGUUUGGGUAUAAAAGAUGGAUUUGGGGCCAAACGCUGUGUCCAUAGGAUCCCGGGAAUUCGGGAGCUCAGGGGCCGCAAUGGCUUGGCGUGGGACCUGGUGGCUCCUCCUUUCCUUCUGUGCUCUCUCCAGCUGCAGCUCGGGGGGUCGGGAAUUCCUGGCUGUGUUCCCCCAGAAUGAUGAUGAGUCCCCGAGUGCAACACUGAAGCUGCUGCUCACCCGGCAGGGCCCCAGUGACACGGCAACCUCGGUGACACUGCACGGUCCCUUCGGCACCCGCGAGGUCACUGUGCCACCUGGUGUCACCAAGGCCGUGCCCAUUCCCGCCCACCUGGAGCUCACAGGGAGCUGCAUGGCCAACAAGACUGUGGUGGUCCGGGCCAGUGCCGAUGUGGCCGUGGUGGCCAUGAGCGCCAAGGGCUACACAGUGGGUGCCACGGCCCUGCUGCCCAUGCCCAGCCUGGGCACCAGGUACUAUGUGGUGACGCCCAUGGGGAGUGACACCUACGGCAUGGCUGAGCUCGUGGUGGUCGCCGGUGCUGCCAUCACUGCUGUCUCCAUCACCACCACGGCCACAUUCCAGUAUGCCGGGGACACCUACGUGCCGGGUGCGGUGCUGCGCCUCUUCCUGCAGCCCUACCACAGCCUGCAGCUGCAGAGCAGCCAGGACUUCACCGGCACCGCUGUGGUGGCCAACGCGCCUGUGGCCGUGCUCAGCGGCCACACUUGCACCAAGGUGGCCGCGGGCUACGACUUUGUGGUGGAGCAGCUCCUGCCAACAGUGGCGUGGGGGAGGAGCUACGUGGUGCCACCCAACCCGGUGCAGCCAGGCACUGACCUUAUCUAUGUGGUAACGGAGGAUUGCAACACUAUCACCUAUAACAGCAGCAGCGGGGAGGUCACCAUGACCAUGGCAGCAGGGGAGGCGCGGGCAUUGGUGGUGAACCACAACUCCCCCCUGCACCUCACUGCAGUGGCAGCGGUGCAGGUGCUGCUGUUCUUCACUGGCUCGUCUUGGCAAGACCCCUUCCUCCUCAUCGUACCACCUGUCACUGCCCACUGCACCGCGUUCCACCUCAGCACUGUGCCCGGCUACUACAACCACGCCAUCCUCAUUGCGCCCACUGCCGCCACCACCGCCACCACUCUCAACCACCAGCCAGCUGCCGCCAUGAAGUGGCACGGUGUUCCCGGCAUGGAGUUCUCCUGGGCCGGCAUCACAGUGAGUCCCCAGACACGGAGCGCCGAGAACCCACAGGCGCCCAUGGGGCUCCUGGUGUUUGGGUUCGAGAGCAACACCGGGUACGGCUUUGCUGGGCUCUGCAUCACCGCUCCAGAGCCGGUCUCCUGCGAGGAUUUGAUGUGCGAGGAGAAGUGUGAGGUGGUGGAUGGACAACCAAAGUGCGUCCAGGAGACCUUCUCCACCUGCUGGCUCACCAGUGGUUCGCACUACCGGAGUUUUGAUGGGAAGAGCUUCGAUUUCAUGGGAACAUGCACCUACACCUUGACCACCCUCUGCAGUUCUGAUCCCACCUUUCCUGCCUUCUCUGUGGAGGUCCAAAAGGAGAAAAAGGAGAACUCUAAAGUCUCCUCCAUUGGCUCCAUCAACGUCCGCAUUGACAAUAUCACCGUCACUGUGGUCCGGGCAGAAAACGGGAUGGUGAGGGUGAACAACCACAGCUCUCGCCUGCCCAUCUCCCUCUCCUGCGGGAAGCUCCGGAUUCGCCAGAAGGGCAAAUCCGUGUUGAUCCAAUUGGAUUUCAUGCUGAAGGUCCUCUACGACUGGGACGAUCAUGUGGUGGUCAAAAUUCCAACUGCUUUUUCCGGGAGAGUCUGUGGGUUGUGCGGGAACAGCAACGGGAACCCCCGGGAUGAUGCACUGGCUCCCGAUGGGAGCAAGGUGUGGGAUAUCGUGGAGCUGGGGCGGAGCUGGAAGGUGACCAAUGGGAGCGGUCACUGCCAGGACACCUGCGAGGGGGACUGUGGGCGGUGUGGGUGGGAUGAGGAGGUGAUAUACAAGGCAGAGCGGUGGUGUGGGGUGUUGUCCUGGCAUGCCGGGCCAUUCCGGCGCUGUCAUGGCACCAUCAAUCCCAAUGUCUACGUGAAGAACUGUAUCCAUGACCUGUGCGCCCAUGGCGGCCAUCGCGCUGUGCUGUGCCACGCCCUCCAGGCCUAUGCCGACGACUGCCAAGAGAAUGGGAUCGACAUUUCUGAUUGGAGAAUGAGGAUGGGAUGUCCUUUCACCUGCCCUCCCAACAGCACCUACAGCACCUGUGGCCCCACCUGCCCCCCUACCUGCAACAUCCCGGCUGUGCCGUCCAGCUGUGCCGCCAGCACCACCUGCGUGGACUCCUGUGUGUGCCACGAGGGCCUUGUCCUGGAUGCCAACAUCUGCAUCCCCCCUUCCGACUGUGGUUGCGUCUUCGGGGGUCUCUUCCAUGGCCUAGGAGAGGAGUUCUGGGGUGAUCCCACCUGCACACAGCGCUGCGUGUGUGAUGCGGAGCAGCGGCAGGCAGUGUGCCGGAAUUCCAGCUGCGGUGCAGAGGAGGAGUGUCGGGUGCAAGAGGGAAUCCAGGAUUGUUAUCCCAAAGUUUUUGGGGUCUGCAGCGCUGUUGGAGCCACCCACUAUGAAACCUUUGACAGCAGGAGGUUCAUCUUCCAGGGGACGUGUGUCUACCUGUUUGUUGGGUUAUGUGAAGACAACCCAAAUUUGGUGGGGUUCCAGGUGUUGGUGCAGAACGGCCGCCAGGGUGACAGGCGCCUGUUGGCCAUUGCCAUGGUGACAGUCAAAGUCUACAACAAAACCAUUGGCAUCAGCAGGGAACAGCCUGGGAAAAUCAUGAUCGAUGAGCGGUUGGUCAACCUCCCAUAUCUCCAUGGUGACAAGCAGAUUGUUGUCUAUCGCCACGGGCGGGACGCAGUGGUAGAGACCAACUUUGGCCUUGUUGUUACCUAUGACUGGCACAGCCAUGUCACUGUGACAGUGCCCGGUGCCUUCGCCAACGCCCUGUGCGGGCUCUGUGGGAACUUCAACGGCGCUGCCAGUGAUGACAUGAGGAUGAGCAACAGCAACAUGGCGUCAGACCCGGAUGCCUUUGGGAGCAGCUGGAAGGUCGCCGAUAUCCCGGGAUGCACUGAGAGAUCGAUGGCGGAAUGUUCUGGUGCCACCACGGCACCACAGCUGCAACAGGAGGUGUCCGGGAUGGGGUGUGAGAUUAUGUUGGAAAAGGAUGGACCCUUUGGAGCAUGUCAUGGCCACGUGGACGCCCAGCCGUACUUCCAGAGCUGCAUCCGGGACUCCUGCCUCGUCCCGGAGCAGGAAGAUGGGAUGUGUCCGAUCAUUGCCAGCUACGCCAGCGCGUGCCAGGCUGCCGGCGUGUCCAUUGGGAGGUGGAGGAUGGAUAAUUUCUGCUAUAUUCCCUGCCCUCCUAACAGCUCCUACAAGCUCUGCUCUAACACCUGCCAGCACAGCUGCGGUGCCAGCUCUGCCACGUGCCCAGGGCGGUGCCGCGAGGGCUGCGCGUGCCAUGAUGGCUUCAUGCUCAGCGGGGACGAGUGUGUGCCCACAGCUCACUGCGGCUGCACCCACCACGGCGUGUACUACAAGGAGGAUGAGACCUUCUACCCCACAGAGCAUGAGGAGUGCCGGUGCCUCUCCAGCAGUGCUGUGGAAUGCCAAAAUAUUUCCUGUCCUGAUGGCAGCCCUAGGAAGGUCGUUGAUGGCAUCUUCCAGUGUCCCCCGCCAGCAUCCGGCACCUGCGUGGCCAUGGGAGACAGUGCCUAUAUCACCUUCGACGGGGUGGCCUUCAAUGUCACCGGGUCCUGCUCCUACAUCCUCAGCCAGACCUGCAGGGGUGACGUGACAUCGUUUGUGGUCACAAUCCAGAAAGAGGCCCGUAGGAAGGGGAAGGUUUCCGGGAUCCAAGCAUUGUCUGUGGAAGUCUAUGGGGUCAACUUGACCUUAACCCAAGGAAAAGGGGGAGAUGUCAUGGUGAAUUCAGUCUCUCACCACCUCCCAGCCAUCCUGGGCGAGGGGCAAAUCCAGGUGUAUCCCCAUGGGACAGGGGUCCUGCUCCGCACUGACUUCGGCCUCGUCGUCCACUACGACCUCGCCCAGCACGUGACACUCACAGUCCCCCAGACCUACCUGGGCCACCUGUGUGGCCUCUGUGGCAACUACAACGGGCAACAUGACGAUGAUUUCCACCUCUCCAACGGCCAGUUGGCUCUGGAUGCAACAGCCUUUGGAUCCGCAUGGAAAACCAAGGAUAGGCCUUGUGAAGACGCCUGUCCUGACAAGGAGUGUUCCACCUGCUCCAAGGAGAAGAUGCUGGUCCUCCAGAAACCCAACUACUGCGGCCUCCUCACAGCCCCCGAGGGGCCCUUUGGCUCCUGCCACAGUGUCGUUGACCCCACCCCAUAUUCCCAAUCCUGCGUCCAUAACCUCUGUGUGACUGGAGGGGAUACAGGUGCCCUGUGCCAGAGCAUCCAGAGCUACGUCAGCAUGUGCCAGGAUGCUGGAGUCGCUGUGGGGGAUUGGAGGACGCCGUCCUUCUGCCCCCUCCCCUGCCCGGCCAACAGCACCUACUCCCUGUGCACCAACACCUGCGCCAACACCUGCGCCGGGAGGGCCACCACGUGUCCCCAGACCUGUGCUGAGGGCUGCCAGUGCCACCAGGGCUCCGUGUCAGAUGGGCAGGGCUGCAUUCCCGAGGAGCAGUGCGGGUGCUUUGAGGAUGGGCGAUACUACAAGCCCCAUGAGGUGGUUUUCCAGGAUCGCUGCCAGCGCCGGUGCUCCUGUAUCCCAGGCCAGGGCCUCACCUGCCACGACCACUCCUGCACUGAGGAUGAAUCCUGUGAAAUUCGGGAGGGGGUCUUGGGAUGUAUCAACAAAAACCCCUGCAAGUCCCUGAGGUGCCGCCCCAAGGAGCGGUGCCGGCCCCGUGGCUCCGAAUCCCGCUGUGUCCCAGCGCUGGUGGCCACGUGCUGGGCAUGGGGGGAUCCCCACUUCCGUACCUUCGACGGGCUAGAAUUCGACUUCCAAGGAACCUGCACCUACACCAUGGCCGAAUCCCAUGGGAAUGACCCCAGGCUGGAGCCCUUUAGGGUGGAGGCCAGGAACGACAUCCGGGGCGGGAUCAGAUCCGUGUCCUAUGUCUCCGUUGUCAACAUCGACGUCUAUGGACAACGCGUGUCCUUCCACCACAACGAGGACGGGAAAGUCCGGGUGAACGGGGAGCUGGCCCUGCUCCCAGUGUUCCUGGUGGAUGGGAGGCUCCGUGUCCAUCCCAGCGGGCUCCGCGUCACCCUGGACACGGAUUUUGGGCUCCGUGUCUCCUACGACUGGAACUGGCAUCUCUUCAUUGACCUCCCCAGCAGCUUCUUCAGCCACGUCCGUGGCCUCUGUGGGAACUUCAACCUGCAGCCCCUGGACGACAUCCCCGAGGCCGGCGACAACAUCCCUGCCCUGGUGGCCUGGGCCAGGGGCUGGAGAAGCUCCGACCCCGAUGCCCAGGAUCCCCUUUGUUGGGAUCACUGUGAUGGGGAGUGCCCAGUGUGCGAGGAGAAGGAGCUUUGGGGUGGGAACAGCUACUGUGGGAUCAUCAAGAAGUCCUUCCAGGGGCCCUUCCGGGCAUGUCAUGCUGUGGUGAAGCCCCAGGAGUUCUUUGGCAGCUGCCUGGCCGAGCUGUGCCGGAGCCGCGGCGCGAGGCAGGUCCUGUGCCGGGUGCUGGAGACUUACGCGGCCACGUGCCGGAGGAGCGGGGCAACCGUGGGCGACUGGAGGACACCAGCAGGAUGCCCCCUCCCUUGCCCCGAGAACAGCCACUAUGAGCCAUGUGGCACCGCCUGCCCAGCCACCUGCUCCGACCCGGAUGCUCCCUCCUCGUGUGCCCUGCCGUGCGUGGAGUCCUGUGUGUGUGACCGCGGCCACAUGCUGAGCGCCGGGCACUGUGUGCCUGUGUCCCGCUGCGGCUGCACCCGUGCCGGGCGCUACCACCGCCCCGGUGAGGAGUUCUGGGGGGACCCCUCGUGCCGCUCCUGGUGCCGCUGUGACCCAGACCUGGGCAUGGUUGUGUGUGAGGAGGCCAGGUGUAAGUCAGGUGAGGUGUGUGCCGUGGUGGAGGGUGUCAGGAGGUGCGUGGCUACCAACCGCUCCAUCUGUGUGGCCACGGGGGACCCCCACUACACCACCUUCGACGGGCACCGCUACGACUUCAUGGGCACCUGUGUGUACCUGCUGGCCGGGCUGUGCUCCCCUGACCCCACCCUCGUGCCCUUCAAUGUCACCGUGGAGAACAACCACCGUGGGAACAACCGUGUGUCCUUCACCAAGGUGGUCACCUUAGAGGUGUUCAAUGUGAGCCUCAGCCUCAGCCAGGAGCACCCCAAGAAGGUCAAGGUCGACGGCGUCCUGCUGGACCUGCCCUUCUCUCACCCCUCCCACGAGCUCCGGGUGUCCCUGCGGGGUGUCCACGGCUUCAUCAGCACGGCCUUUGGCGUCACCGUCACCUUCGACUGGCACAGCUAUGCCCGCGUGAUCCUGCCCAGCACCUUCGCCGGUGCCGUCUGUGGCCUCUGUGGCAAUGCCAACGGAGACCCCCACGACGACUUUGUCACCCGCCAGGGCCACCCUGCCCACAAUGACACCCACUUUGGGGACAGCUGGAAGGUCUCUGAGGUCCCUGGGUGCUCCCCAGGGUGCACCGAGGGCUGCCAGGGGUGCAGCAACACCCAACGCCGUACCUACCGCGGGGACAAGCACUGUGGCAUCCUGGUGAAGAAACGGGGGCCCUUGGCCACGUGCCACGAGGUCAUUGACCCUGCCCCAUUCCUGGAGGACUGUCUGUUUGACACGUGUCUCUUCGAGGGCCACCACGACGCCGUGUGCCAGGCCGUGGGCGCCUACGUCAGCGCGUGCCAGAGCCGCGGCGUGGCCGUGGGGCCCUGGCGCACACACGCAUUCUGCAGCCCUGUGUGCCCCCCGAACGAGCACUACGAGCUGUGUGGCCCCCCGACCGACCCCGACGAGUCCGGCCCGCCGUCCUGCCCCGAGCCCUCCCCGUGCUCCGAGGGCUGUUUCUGCGAUCCCGGUUAUUUCCGAAGCGGGGAUUCCUGUGUCCCGCUAUCCCAGUGCGGCUGCACUCUGGAGGGUCGUUAUUACCCCCGGGGGGCGCAGUUCUACCCCUCCCCGUCCUGCACCCAGCGCUGCGUGUGCUCUAGGGGGGGGCACGUGGAGUGUGAGCCCACCCCUGGGUGCCCCCCGGGCCAGGAGUGCGGGGUGCGAGACGGGGUCCUGGGGUGCCACCCCCGCAGCGCCUGCGGGCACUGCCAGCUCCUGGGGAGGGGCACCUACAGCACCUUCGGGGGGCAACUGGGGGGCUUCGGGGGCUCCUGCACCCUCCCGCUGCUGGAGAUGGACGCGGGGGACCCUGAGGAGGGGCCGCAGCCCCUCAGGGUGGCCCUGGAGCAGCACGAGGGGGAGGUGAGGAGGGUGACGGUGACGGCGCAGGGGAUGACGGUGGCCAUGGACAGGGGACAGCGCUGGGAGGUCAUGGUGGACGGCGAGCGCCACAUGCUCCCCCUGUGGCUCGGGGGGGGCUCCCUGGGGGUCACCCAGGUGGGGUCCCACCGGCUGCUCCACGUGCGGGGGGGGCCCAAAAUCCUGUACGACGGCGAUUCCUACGCAGUGCUGACGCUGCCUCCCGCGCAACAACCCCCGCGCGGGCUCUGCGUGGACCCCAAAAUUUUGGGGACGCCUCCCCCGAACUGCACACAUGCGGACCCUGCGGGGACUCCCCCGUGCCCCCCGGGGCGCUGCGCGGUGCUGGCGGAUCCCGCAGGGCCCUUCGGGGGGUGUCACCGCGCGGUGCCUCCCCGGGCGCACCUGGACACGUGCGAGCUCCAGGUGUGCGCGGGAGGGGCCGGGGGGGGCGAUCCCUGCCCCGCAUUCCAGGGAUACGCGGCCGCGUGUCAGGCGGCGGGGGGGGAACUCCGAGAGUGGCGCGAGGAGACAGGAUGUCCCCUGCUGUGCCCCCCCCGCUCCCAGUACCAGCUCUGUGCCCGCACCUGUGCCCGCACCUGCGCAGGUGUGUCGGCCCCGCCCCCCUGCAGCGGGCGGUGCUUCGAGGGCUGUCAGUGCUCUGAGGGGCUCCUUUUCGACGGCGCCCGCUGCGUCCCCCCGGGGAACUGCGGCUGCUUCCACCAAGGGCGGUACUUCCAGAUCGCCCAGACCAUCCUGACCCGGGACUGCUCCCAGUCCUGCACAUGCCGGGGCCCAGGGGGGCUCCAGUGCCGCCCCUUCUCCUGCCCCCUGGGCCACACCUGUGACCUCUUGAAUGGCACCCGGACCUGUGUCCCCCGCCCAGGGCGGUGCCUCCUGUCCUCCCCCACCCACUUUGUCACCUUCGAUGGCCUCCCCGGGGCCACCCUGGCCACCGGCAUCUACGUGGUGGCCACUGUGUGUGACCACCGGGCCCCCACCUGGUUCCGGCUGCUGGGGGUCAUUGGGGACAUCGGGGACCACCCAGGGGUGGUGGCCCUUCACCUCUUCACCCACCACGGGCUCAUCACCGCCCGCACGGACAGCAGGGUCUGGCUCAACGGAGUCCCCACCCCCCUCCCCACGGAGCUCUCGGGGAAGUUGAACAUCACAGAGUCAGGCGGGACCCUCCGGAUCGGGUGGAUCCCAGGAUUCCAGGUGGAACUGGGAGCCCAGGGGGUGGCCCUGGAGGUGACAAAGGACACUCGGGGGACUCUCUGUGGCCUCUGCGGGAACUACGAUGGGGCCACGACCAAUGACCUGCGGGGCCCCGACGGGACAGUGACAGGGGACACGAGGGAGCUGGCACAGGCCUGGAGGGCUCCUGACUUCAGCCAGUGAUGCAGAAAAUCGACUUUUCGCCGCUUCCGUGACCCGAAACCGCCCCGGAGACGGAACAGCCGCGUUUCUAUAUCCCUCAAACCCGCCCUGCCCUUCCCCCCCAAAAAAUAAAAGUUGGGGAGAAAA